ACCCUGUUUCAAUUAAUGCAGCAGAAUUAUUCAAACUCAAAAUCCAAGAAAGCCAAGUCUACUGUGAUAUUUUCUAUAAUGAUUUUAGAACACCUCCAGCAUUUUUCUUUUUUCUAUUGAAUAUAAACAGUAAAACAUUGGUGUAGAAAACAAUUUUGUAAUCUAUACAUUUAAAUGCGUUUUCAUGCUUUAAGAAGUUUGCUUCUGAAUAGAAACUCAACAGUUCUGUGAAGCAGAAGAUCAGAAUAUGUGCUUUAAACUUGUUCUGGUAAUAAAAUCCUGACAGUUGAUUCAACAUUUAACCGUCAUUUUGCUUAUUAUUCUGGCAUGUUGAAAAUGUAGAUAUCGAAAACGGCCUCUAAACCACAAAAUCAAUAUUUGCUUACAUCUAUGGCUUUUUCUUCAAAGCUGAAGAGCCACAAUAGAGGGAUAAAAGAGCCACAUGGCUCUGGAGCUUCAGGUUGCAGACCUCUGGUACAGCAUACGUGUGUAUUUCUUUAUCUUCUUUUACCUUUAUUUUAUUUUUCAAUAAUUUAAUGACUAACUAUCCAGAGUUUGAUGUGGUUAGAUAUAUUAUUUUUUGUUUUUCUUUAGGUUUUUCAUUUUGUUUUUACUGUUUGACAUAGUCCAAUUUGAAUUCCAAACAAAAUUUUAUUUUAAAAUUCUCUGUAUAAAAUAACUUUUAAACAAUGCCAUAUAUAUUGAAAAUCCAACUAGUGGUCUAAAUAAAAAUUGAAAUUAGGAAAUGACUCAUUUCAGAGCAGAAGUGACCUUUUUCUGCCCUUGGGGGAGGAGGUCAGGGCUUUCUGCAGAUCAAGAACCUCUGCUCAAGUGGAACAAAACAUUGAAACACUGAAAGCUGCUCCUUUCGGCUGAUUAUUCACGUUCUGAAUCCCGACUGCUUAGUUAGUUGAUCGUGUCUCACAUGCUCCUCUACCCGAUUUAGAUUACCGAUGCUUGUGUACAUUUCCAGGGGGGGUCCUUUGUUUCAGACCUUCCCCCUCUAUUCAUUUACUCUGACAUGUUGACUUUCUGCUGCAGCUGCACGUCAACAAUAGAAUCCUGCAGCUGAUUACUUGUUGUACUAAUUGUUAAACACGAGGACAAAGACGCUGCUUUAGACUUUGACAUCACAAUUAAAGAUAUCCAUCAAUUUCUGCUGUACAUCUCUGUGCUUCUGUGUAAAGAGCUCCUGUGUUUAAAAAGCUUUACCUACAGCGAGCUGACGGCAAACCGCCAUGGCCGCUCUGCAGACUCUUGCUCUCCUCUCUGUCAUUGGCAUUUCCGGCAGCCAGACUUCAGAAUGCUCGUACUUCAAUCUGAUGAGCCACUUGAACCUGACCUCCUCAAACGAAGCUCUGCAGGUCACUCGACCUGUAAAAAGCUGGAACACCACCACCCUCGUCCAGCUGGACAUGGUGCUGUUCGGGAUUUUAGGGGUGGAUGAGAAGUCCCAAACGGUCGCACUUCAAGUCCUGAUCCGAAUGAGUUGGAGAAACGAAUUACUGAGCUGGAAUCCCUCUGAGUUCUGUGGAAUUGACAUUUUGAAUAUUCCAAGGUCGAUGGUCUGGAUCCCAGAUAUCGCCAUCAAAGAGGAUGCUUCUGACACUGGGAGUGUUCAGGAAGAUCCUUUCCUCAAACUGGAUCCCAGUGGAUUACUGAGUGGGACCUCCCGGCAGCAGCUCACCUACACCUGCCAGCUGGACCUCUUCAGAUUCCCCUUUGAUCAGCAGAGCUGCAGCUUGGAGUUUUACUCCUUGAGCCACAACAGCAGAUCUCUAAAGCUGGCGACCACUGGAAACGGGACCGCUUUCACAAUUGUAUCUAAAAAGAUCAAAACGACUGAGGGGGAGUGGACACUGGUGGAGCUGCAGGUUACAGAAGAUGCAGCAUCCACACUUCAGCGGGUGGGAAGCAGCCUUCAGUACACGGUGGUGCUGAAGAGGAGGCCCUUUCUCUACAUCAUCAACCUGAUUUUGCCGCUGAUGUUCCUGCUCUUCCUGGAUUUGGCUUCCUUCUUCAUCAGUGAGUCCAAGCUGAGCUUCAAAGUGACGGUGCUGCUGUCCGUCUUCGUCUUACUCCUCAACCUUCAGACCAUUUUGCCGUCCACUGAAGAACACAUGCCGAUGCUGGCCAUCUACUGCGUUUCCGUCUUCACGCUGGUGUUCUUCGGUGUCCUGGAAGCCGUGCUGGUGAGCUUCCUGAUAGAGAUGGAUGAUUCUCUCCGUGAGGAGGCGAAAGGGGCUGUGAGAGCUGAAGUGGACAAUCAGCCCAAAGCCCAACGUCCCACAGCAGAACCCACUGAAGAGACGGAUGAAACAGAGGAGAACCAACCUGACGACCAGAACCUGCUGAAACUCAUCUUGGACAAAGUCCAACUGACUCUGCUAGAAGUUCUGCGUGAAAGACAAGACAAAAGGAAGCCCGGCUGCUUCCGAAAGCUGGCCAAACUCAUCGAUGUCGUGUUCUUUGCCAUUUAUCUGACAACCAUCAUCAUUUCUCUGAUUGUCCUGUUUGUAAUCUGGAUAGGGAAAUGACCUCUGACCUGGUCCUGAUGCUGGUCCUCCAGCAGCUGAAGCUUCAGCUGAUUCUCUGUCCUGCUGAAGACAGACUGACUUCAUGAAAACCAACUGAAAGAUGUUUGUCUGCAGCUUGGAUGGAGCUGCUGAGCCCCAGAAGGGACGGAAAAAACAAAUUCAAGAAUCUGAUCAAGAAGAAGCAGAAAUAAAAACAUUAACAUUUGAAAACUUUACUCAUUGAAUAAUGAAACACCAAGUUUAAUGAUAUUAUGAAACAAAACAUGCAGAUCCAUCUCUGAUUUAAAUAAAUCCACUUUGACCGGAGGAGGCCUUUGAAGUUGAUCAUCAGUGAUCAAACCGUCGUGUCCGUCUUUGAGACUAAAGACAGAUCAGAUGUUAGCGUUGAAACCUUUUCUGGAUCAAAAACUGUUUUCUCUGGAGAAGAAACCAGACAAUUAUGAAUAUUUAUAGUUCGACCUCAUUAAAAAGGGUCGAUUAUU
Messenger RNA from Oryzias latipes (Japanese medaka), 3019 nucleotides. RefSeq names its product 5-hydroxytryptamine receptor 3A. Gene Ontology annotation, molecular function: extracellular ligand-gated monoatomic ion channel activity; transmembrane signaling receptor activity. Lineage: Eukaryota; Metazoa; Chordata; Actinopteri; Beloniformes; Adrianichthyidae. Gene Ontology annotation, cellular component: membrane. Gene Ontology annotation, biological process: monoatomic ion transmembrane transport. The record is from RefSeq and is a predicted model, not a curated record.